Zingiber officinale is the source of this 1478-nucleotide messenger RNA. Its product is annotated as thermospermine synthase ACAULIS5-like. The transcript is spliced from 10 exons. Lineage: Eukaryota; Viridiplantae; Streptophyta; Magnoliopsida; Zingiberales; Zingiberaceae. Gene Ontology annotation, molecular function: thermospermine synthase activity. Gene Ontology annotation, biological process: polyamine biosynthetic process. The record is from RefSeq and is a predicted model, not a curated record. Bases 109 to 1083 code for a protein of 324 amino acids.
UUAAUUACUGCGACCUUCGACUCUGUUCUUACUUACUCUUAGUUUCUUCUACCUCUUCUUUUUCCUUCGGAUUUCUCUUCCGAGUGUAUACUGUUAAAAUCAGAGAAGAUGGAUAGCCAAGCUGAUGUGAAGGACCAGUGCCACCAUGCCAAAGAUGAUGCAGAGGCAUGCAAAUGGUACGAAGAGGAGAUUGACGACGAUCUCAAGUGGUCUUUUGCUCUGAACAGUGUGCUGCAUAAAGGGACCAGCAAGUACCAAGAAAUAGCUCUUAUUGACACGAAACGUUUCGGCAAGGCUUUGGUGAUCGACGGCAAGAUGCAGAGCGCCGAGAUCGACGAGUUCAUCUACCAUGAGUGCUUGAUCCAUCCCCCCCUACUUUGCCACCCUAACCCCAAGACAGUGUUUAUUAUGGGAGGAGGAGAGGGAUCGGCAGCGAGGGAAGUCCUCAGGCAUAAGACUGUAGAGAGCGUGGUGAUGUGCGACAUAGACGAGGAGGUGGUGGAUUUCUGCCGAAAGUACUUGACAGUAAACCAAAACGCAUUCAGAGACAGCAAGCUCUGCCUCAUCAUCAACGACGCCAAGGCUGAACUUGAGAAGAGGGAGGAACAGUUUGACAUCAUAGUGGGUGACUUGUCUGACCCUAUGGAAGGAGGACCGUGCUAUCAGCUUUACACUAAAUCCUUCUACGAGAAAAUUCUGAAGCCCAAGCUGCGGCAUCAAGGCAUCUUUAUCACUCAGGCUGGACCAGCUGGUGUUCUCACCCACAAGGAAGUCUUCUCUUCCAUCUACAACACCUUGAAGCAUGUCUUCAAAUAUGUGGUUGUCUACACAGCUCAUGUCCCAUCCUUUGCUGAUAUGUGGGGAUGGGUUAUGGCAUCGGAUGAGCCUCUGGUGGUGGAUUCUCGUCAGAUUGAUGAGAGGAUUGGGGAAAGAAUCAAUGGAGAGCUUCUCUACCUAAACGGCGAGUCGCUGGUAUCUUCCACCACCAUGAACAAGAGCGUCUACACGUCCCUCUUGAACGAGACGCAUAUCUACACCGAGGAGAACGCGAGAUUUUUGUACGGACAUGGAAUGGGUUGCUAGGCAGAGACGGCGGCCAGGCGACGAUCGAGCAUUUCGCUAUUUUUCAUGCUUGGAAUCAAAGUCGCCUGCGUGAAGUGUUCCUUUAUUACUUUCCCUGUGCGAGCAAAUAAAAGCCAGUGGCAAAUUUUGAAAUCAAUAAGUCUAGUACUAGUGCGGUUGACUAGGAAUUGAGCUUCAAGUAAAAUAAAGAGAAAAAAAGAACAAUUAAAAUUUUGUGUGUGUGAUUCUACACCUCACUUUAUUUAGUUUUUCUUUCAUAAUUUUCUUUUAUUUUUUUCCUUCAAAUGAAUUAGUUAUGGAAUUUCGGAAUGAUUGAUCUUUUCGGGCUAAACUACUUUAGUCAUAAAUCCAAACUGCAGCUCAUUCUGAUCAUAAAUGAUUGAAUUAGUUAGUCU